UUAACUUACUGCCUAGUUCUGCUAGCAGCUAGAUGGCUAAAAAUGGACAGGGGAGCCGGAUCAUGACCACUGACUACUUUUCGGGCACGAUGCGAGGUAUACUAAGGACAUCCCUCACACUGGGGCUUUUUGUCAGGCGGGCCCUCCCUUCACAACUUUCGAUGAUGCGUGGUGCAUCUUGUUGACUUGACCCUGCCAGCAUCGUCACCUUAGUCCUACUAUACUAUGUCCUUAUCAUUCCCUUCUCCGCGGUCACUUCAUCGGACAUCCUCAACAUCUGCCCCCUUUCCCCGUGGACUGGACGAUAAGUAGCCGUGUUCACAGCCGAGCGUGAAUAUCUCAUCCCUGCUAUCUAAUCAACCCUUGCUGGGCCAUCCUAUGCCCAGUCAUUGUGCAGAGACAGAAUAGAGCCACAAUGCUGCAGUCUAUGGCUCUCGUGCUCCGGCAAAGCAACACGAUCUCUCGCCUUGUCUACCUCUUCCUCCUCCUGGCCUAUUGCUCCACGCAUACCCUUGCGGCCACAACCGAGCAAUGGAAAACCCGCUCCAUUUAUCAGACGAUGACCGAUCGGUUCGCUCUCACUAACGGUUCGACCACCACCGCAUGCAAUGUCACGGAAAACAGCUACUGUGGGGGCACCUGGCAGGGGACGAUCAACAAAUUGGAUUACAUCCAAGGGAUGGGAUUCGAUGCCAUCAUGAUCUCGCCCGUGGUGAAGAACAUCGCCGGUAGAUCCAAGGACGGGGAGGCCUAUCACGGGUACUGGCCACUCGACCUCUACGAGGUCAACUCUCAUUUUGGCACCCAGGAGGAUCUUGUGAAGCUGGCGGAGGAGGUGCACGCGCGGGGGAUGUACUUGAUGCUCGAUGUCGUGAUCAACAACAUGGCCUAUAACACGGAUGGGGAAAAUCCAGCGACUCACAUCGACUAUACCGUCUUUCCCCAGUUCAAUGGCUCCUCGUAUUUCCACCCAUACUGCCUGAUCACGAAUUGGAACAACUACACCGAGGCGCAAUGGUGUCAAACCGGCGACAACUACACCGCGCUGCCGGAUCUCUACACGGAGCACACCGGCGUGCAGGACACCUUGAUGACCUGGAGCAAAUCGGUCAUGAGCAACUACUCAAUCGACGGGCUUCGCAUUGAUGCCGCCAAGUCCCUCACCCCGAGCUUUUUGCCGACGUAUGUGGAAACCGUGGGGGGCUGGAUGACAGGCGAGGUCAUGGAAUCCAACGCCAGCAUUGUGUGCAAUUAUCAACAGGAGUAUCUGCCCAGCUUGCCCAACUAUCCUCUCUAUUAUGCGAUGAUCACCGGAUUUCUGAACGGGGAGCCGGCUUCCUUGCUCGAGGAAAUCGCCACGAUCAACCGUCUUUGCCCGGACGUACCGGCAAUGGUCAACUUCAUCGAGGACCAGGAUGUGGAUCGCUGGGCGUACAUGAACGACGAUAUCAUGCUGGCCGAGAAUGCACUGACUUUCAUGAUGCUGUUCGACGGCAUUCCCUUGGUAUACCAAGGUUUGGAGCAGCGCAUCGUUGAUUCCAACCGAGCCGCCCUGUGGACCACCGACUACGACACCAACGCGACACUCUACAAGCUUAUCACGAAGCUCAACGCCAUUCGCAAGCACGCCAUCAAUCUCGACUCCGACUAUAUCAACUCCCGGACCUAUCCCCUCUACCAAGGUGGAAGCGAAUUGGCCUUCUGGAAAGGGAGCUCCGGGCGACAGGUGAUCAUGCUUCUGUCCACGCAAGGCUCCAACGGGUCGGCCUAUGACCUGACGCUCCCCGUGAGCUAUGGCGCCAGCGCCGUGGUGACCGAGGUGCUGAACUGCGUCAACUACACCCUCAACACCAACAGCGAACUCGUGGUCUCCAUGGACAAGGGCGAGCCGCGGGUCUUCUUUCCCGCUUCGAUGAUGCCCGGCAGUGGGCUAUGCGGCUACAAUGCCAGCAAUGUGACCUACUCGGAGCUCCGCCUGGCGGCCGUGAGCUCGAACUCUUCCUCCGCUGGCGGCCACACAGUCGCGUCAUUGGCGCCUGGACUGUUUUUCGCUUCGCUGCUGUCGCCUUUCUUGGCAGGUCUCGCACUUUAGGCGGCGAUAUGGGCGAAUGUCAGUCGGAAUGCUUGUUGUAAAAUAGCAGCUCGGCGAGGUGGGGCGACUUCAAGUGCUGAGUCCUAAAUCUUGCUCGUCGCGAUGGCUUGAGGACCAAUGAAUGGCAUUGUUUCUCUUCAGGUUGCCAGCACUUCAUCUUGGGGUCUGACACUUAAGGCUUGGAGGUCGUCUGCUGUUCCCUGAACCUCGCAAUGUCAAGUCCUACUCCCUUGUUAGCUGCAUCCAUGGGGCUCGUAUGACCAUCUUCCUCGAUUUUGUACUGCUUAGGCUUCCAGUGUGUGAGCAGUUGCCUUGACCUUCUCGCAUCACGUAUUAAACAGCAAAGGAUCAACGACAUUCU
This is a messenger RNA of Aspergillus japonicus CBS 114.51, 2453 nucleotides long. Its product is annotated as alpha-amylase. Gene Ontology annotation, biological process: carbohydrate catabolic process. Gene Ontology annotation, molecular function: calcium ion binding; alpha-amylase activity. Bases 416 to 2092 code for a protein of 558 amino acids. The transcript has a single exon. NCBI's taxonomy places the organism in Eukaryota, Fungi, Ascomycota, Eurotiomycetes, Eurotiales, Aspergillaceae. The record is from RefSeq and is a predicted model, not a curated record.